GAUAGAACUUUUGUACAGCGCUAUAAAAGAAUCUGCAAAAAGGGUAGUGGGUCGGACACUUGUCACUUUGGAGGGAGCGACGCCAUGUCGCCUGAGAGAAUGCAACAUGGGUAAUGCUAUAGCUGACGGUUUCGUAUACCAUAACUUGAAGGAUGCUGAUGACGUCAACGGUACUAAGGUCUACAUUGCUCUGGUCAAUGGAGGAUCUAUUAGGGCGACUUUUUCACGAGGGCAGAUAUUGAUGGGAAACAUAUCUGAAGCACAACCUUUUCGUGGUACUCUGGAGACCAUUCAGCUUCAGGGAAAAUAUUUACGUGCAGCGUUGGAGCACAGUGCUUCCUUACAUAGUGUGUCUAAACCAGAUGGAGGAUUUCUACAGGUUUCUGGAUUAAGGGUGAAAUACAACCUAAAUAAACCGGUAAACCAGAGAGUUGUAGAUGUGCAAGCUAUAUGCUCAGACUGUAAUAUUCCAAAAUAUGAACCACUAAACAACAAUAAAAUGUACGGGGUAAUUUUGACCAACUUUAUACUCUCUGGCGGGGAUGGUUAUACAGUUCUCAAAGACAAUGCCCGACAAGAGCAUGUAGUUGGAAAUUUGGAUACAGAUGCUUUCGCUGCCUACGUCAGGGACAUGUCGCCAUUAUAUACCGCCAUGGAGGACAGGAUAGAGUUCGUGGACGAUAACUAUCCAUGUGGAAUCAGCAGUGGCCUAGAAACCACAAGGACUAACUACCACACUAUAUUAUCGUUAUUGUUUACUAUCAUUUAUCAUUUUCACUGCUAGAUUUUGACGUUUUGUACACAAGUUUAUAUUUAAACGUUAAAAUUUAAAGCGUUGAUAAUAUUUUUUAUUCAGAUGCAUUUCAUUUCCAGUAUGUUAUUUCUCACUCGUGUGUUCUCAACCUUAGUAUAUACAUCAAGGUUAAAUAGUGCAUAUUUUUCUUUGCUUGUGAUGUAUUUUGUGUUAGUGUGUGUUUUUGAAACUCAUUGUGCCACAGAUUCUGUUCUGACAUUUCUUGUUUUGAAUGUUUUUAUUAAAAUUUUUACGAUAAUA
Messenger RNA from Saccostrea cuccullata (small rock oyster), 1054 nucleotides. Its product is annotated as 5'-nucleotidase-like. Bases 107 to 784 code for a protein of 225 amino acids. The record is from RefSeq and is a predicted model, not a curated record. Gene Ontology annotation, molecular function: 5'-nucleotidase activity. Gene Ontology annotation, cellular component: plasma membrane. Gene Ontology annotation, biological process: AMP catabolic process. The transcript is spliced from 5 exons. Lineage: Eukaryota; Metazoa; Mollusca; Bivalvia; Ostreida; Ostreidae.